AUGGCGUCGAUGAUGCAACCGCAGAUCAUCCUGCUCAAGGAGGGCACGGACACGUCACAGGGGCGCGCGCAGGUGGUGAGCAACAUCAACGCGUGCACGGCGGUGGGCGACACCGUGCGGACCACGCUGGGGCCCCGGGGGAUGGACAAGCUCAUCCACGACGACAAGGGCGGAGUCACCAUCUCCAACGACGGCGCCACCAUCAUGCGCCUUCUCGACAUCGUGCACCCCGCCGCCAAGAUCCUUGUCGACAUCGCCAAGUCACAGGACUCCGAGGUUGGUGAUGGGACAACUACUGUGGUGCUUCUAGCUUCAGAAUUCUUGAAGGAAGCAAAACCUUAUAUUGAGGAUGGGGUGCACCCCCACAGUCUAAUUCGCAGUUAUAGAACUGCAGGCAAUAUGGCAAUUCAAAGGGUUAAAGAGCUGGCAGUUAGCAUUGAAGGAAAAAGCCUUGAAGAGAAGAAAACAUUGCUAGCCAAGUGUGCUGCUACAACACUCUCUUCAAAACUUAUAGGCGGUGAAAAGGAAUUCUUUGCUUCUAUGGUUGUGGAUGCUGUCCUUGCCAUUGGCAAUGAUGACAGGCUUAAUCUUAUCGGGAUUAAGAAGGUUCCUGGAGGUACCAUGAGAGAUUCUUUUCUGGUGAAUGGUGUUGCGUUCAAGAAGACAUUUUCGUAUGCUGGAUUUGAGCAACAACCAAAGAAGUUCCUGAAUCCGAAGAUUCUUUUGUUAAACAUUGAACUAGAAUUGAAAUCUGAGAAGGAAAAUGCAGAGAUCAGGUUAUCUGACCCUCUGCAAUACCAAUCAAUUGUUGAUGCUGAAUGGAACAUUAUUUAUGACAAACUGGAUAAAUGUGUGAAAAGUGGAGCGAAGAUAGUUCUGUCUCGGCUAGCUAUUGGUGAUCUUGCAACACAGUAUUUCGCAGAUCGAGACAUUUUCUGCGCCGGUCGUGUCACAGAAGAAGAUUUGCAACGUGUUGCUGCAGCAACUGGUGGAACUGUUCAAACUUCUGUAAAUAAUGUCAUCGAUGAGGUACUUGGUUCCUGUGAGGUCUUCGAGGAAAAGCAAGUAGGCAAUGAAAGGUUCAACAUAUUUAGUGGCUGCCCUUCUGGUCAGACAGCGACUAUUGUGCUCCGUGGUGGUGCAGACCAGUUCAUUGAGGAAGCUGAACGGAGUCUCCAUGAUGCCAUCAUGAUUGUGAGGAGAGCACUUAAGAACUCGACAGUUGUGCCGGGUGGUGGUGCUAUUGAUAUGGAAAUAAGCAAGUAUCUCAGGCAGCAUGCGCGGACAAUUGCUGGGAAGUCUCAGUUCUUUGUAAAUUCGUUUGCUAAAGCCCUCGAGGUUAUUCCACGUCAACUUUGUGAUAAUGCUGGAUUUGACGCUACUGAUGUUCUCAAUAAGCUCAGGCAGAAACACGCAUCCGGUGAAGGUGCUAAUUAUGGUGUAGACAUAAACACUGGCGGAAUUGCUGAUUCCUUUGCGAACUUUGUGUGGGAACCUGCUGUUGUAAAGAUCAAUGCUAUAAAUGCUGCAACCGAAGCUUCCUGCCUUAUUCUUAGUGUUGACGAAACAGUGAAAAACCCAAAGUCGGAGAGCGCACAAGGUGAGGCUGCAGCUGGUGCAAUGGCUGGUCGUGGUGGAGGGGCAAUGCGAGGACGUGGUGGCAGGGGCAUGCGCAGGCGAUGA
Miscanthus lutarioriparius is the source of this 1683-nucleotide messenger RNA. The record is from the annotation of a GenBank genome assembly. NCBI's taxonomy places the organism in Eukaryota, Viridiplantae, Streptophyta, Magnoliopsida, Poales, Poaceae.